AUGAAAAUCCGUGAAUUGGAGGAUAGAAUCGCAGAUAAGGAAUGGAUGAGGAAUCCCAACUCUGUAAUGGAUUUCGAAAGACUAGUGGUUACAAAUUCACGUUCCUCGGCAGUGUGGAUAGCAUAUAUGGCGUUUUACAUCAACUCAGGUGACAUAGAAAUGGCAAGAAAAACUGUUAAAAGAGGGUUAAAGGCAAUAGACUUCCGAGAAAUGGCUGAGAAAAUGAACCUUUGGGUUGCAUACCUAAACAUGGAGUGUAUAUAUGGAGAUAAAGUUAUGGAGAUUUUUAAACAGGCUAUUCAAUAUAAUGAUAGUAAAUCAAUUCACCUGAAGAUGAUAAACAUUUUUGUUAACAACAAUCAGCUUGAAAAGGCGAAGGAGAUUUGUGAAAAGGCAAUCAAAAAGUUUCACAAGUCCAAAAAGGUUUGGUUGUCGUAUCUAAGAUUAUUGUAUGAAAAUAUGAAGGAUUUCGAAGCUGGAAGGCAGCUCCACAAAGUAUGUAUUACUAGAAUACCCCAAAGGAAGAGAAUUUUAAUAACAUCCUCAACAGCAUUAUUAGAGUACAAACACGGAUCUCCAGAAAUGGGGAAAAUGUACUUUGAGAAUAUAUUGCUGGAGAAUCCAAAGCGCAUGGAUAUAUGGAACCAAUAUUUGACGGCACACAUCAAGUUAAAUAUGGACGAAUCAAAGACGCAGAAAUCUGAAGGAUUAAAGAACGUUCGAAACCUAUUUGAUAGAGCAAUUACACUUGAUCUCAAGCCAAAAAAGAUGAAAAUCAUUUUCUCCAAAUGGCUGGAAUUUGAAUGCGCAUAUGGAACUGAAAAAUCCAAGGAAUCCGUACAGAAGAAGGCACUUAAAUAUGUAGAAUAUAUCGAAAAAAAGUUAAAUGGCUGA
Theileria annulata is the source of this 894-nucleotide messenger RNA. Its product is annotated as pre-rRNA processing protein, putative. Gene Ontology annotation, biological process: rRNA processing. Lineage: Eukaryota; Apicomplexa; Aconoidasida; Piroplasmida; Theileriidae. Gene Ontology annotation, cellular component: nucleolus; small-subunit processome. Gene Ontology annotation, molecular function: protein binding; RNA binding. Bases 1 to 894 code for a protein of 297 amino acids. The transcript is spliced from 5 exons. The record is from RefSeq and is a predicted model, not a curated record.